AUGCCUAAUCAAUCUCCCAUUCUACUGCUUGCACCAACCGGAGUUGCAACAUUCAACAUAAGCGCAUCCACAAUUCAUUCGAAGUUGAAAAUUCCAAUAAAAGAUUUUAGUGAACUAGAAGGAACAAGAUUAACACAUUUUCAAGAAGAAAUGUCUCAUAUCAAAUACAUAUUGAUUGAUGAAAUGAGCUUCAUCGGAGAGAAAUUGUUGGAGAACAUAGAUUGUAGACUUCGUCAAGCAUUCCCAGAAAAUUGUAAUCUCAACUUUGGAGGUAUUUCUAUGAUUUUAGUUGGAGAUUUAAAUCAGUUGCCUCCGAUUAGAGACAAAGCAGCAUAUGAUAGCAACAGACAAGAAAAACUAUUUGUUGCAACAAAAUCUGGAAAUCUUAGUGCAAUGGAAGGAAGUUUGCAGGAUGAACUUGAUAUGGAAUUGUUGAUCUCGAAGAAUGCAAGAGUAAUGUUAACUACUAAUCUAUGGAUAGAAGCGGGUCUUGUAAAUGGAGCUUUAGGAUAUGUUGAAAACAUUGUAUACAAAACUGGAAGUAUGCCACCAGAACCACCAACGUAUGUAAUGGUUAAGUUUGAUACUUACUCUAGAAUAUCAUUCAAUGCUCAAAACCCAAAAAUAGUUCCUAUUAGUGCAACACAUAGAGGAUCUACGACCCAGAUACCAUUGAGAUUGGCUUGGGCAAUGACAAUACAUAAAUCACAAGGUCUAACACUUGAAAAGGCAACAAUUGAUAUAGGCCCAACUGAAAGAACAUGA
This is a messenger RNA of Cryptomeria japonica (Japanese cedar), 765 nucleotides long. RefSeq lists its product as uncharacterized. Gene Ontology annotation, biological process: DNA repair; telomere maintenance. The transcript has 3 exons. The record is from RefSeq and is a predicted model, not a curated record. Lineage: Eukaryota; Viridiplantae; Streptophyta; Pinopsida; Cupressales; Cupressaceae. Gene Ontology annotation, molecular function: DNA helicase activity. Bases 1 to 765 code for a protein of 254 amino acids.